AAUGGAGGAUUUAAGCAUAUUCCAUUGUUUUAUGUUUCUGUCAUCGAAAUUUAAGUUCUAGGGUUCUUUCGAUUUCAUCUUCACCUAUUCAUUCCAUAACAAAUUACUCUAAUUUCAUUCCAAUUUCAAUUCCUAAUCUUAGAUCUAGCUCUCGUUCCCAGAGCCGAUCGCUGCACCUCACUUUGAAUCUGAUUUCAAUUUACUUUGUAAAACCUUCGUUUUUCAUUUGAUUUGUUGGUUCCACUGAGUUAUUUACCAAACCGUCGUCGAUGUUUAUAUCUGGUGAUUGCGCCAAGAACUAAGGUUCAAUCGGGUAUCCCCUUUUAUUUGUUUGUAGAAUUGUGGUGUUGGGGGUCAGAAGAGUGGAAGUGAAUCCGUAGUCAUGUUCUAUGGUUCAGUGGUAUGGGAUCCAUGGCUAAUUGUAGCUCAAAUCGUAUGCGUUCAGUGCUUGUACUAUCUCACGCUGGGACUUUUCAUGGCUAUAAUUGUCGGACCUAGGGUUUCGAAGAUGAGUCUUGUUUACUUCUUUGACUAUGCUACAGUUACUCUCUCCACCGUUACUGGCUGGUCUGUCAUCGCUUCUUUCCUUCUUAGUUCUAUAGCCGGAGCUGGUUUCUUGCUUUAUUUGAUUGAGAGAGCAAAGAAGUGCCUAGAUUUUUCGGCCACCCUUUACAUCAUCCAUCUAUUCAUAUGCAUCAUGUAUGGAGGUUGGCCCUCAUCAGUAACAUGGUGGGUUGUCAAUGGUUCCGGAUUGGCAGUAAUGGCUUUGUUGGGAGAAUAUUUGUGUAUAAGACGUGAAUUGCGAGAAAUUCCCAUUUCAAGACUCCGUUCAAGUGUUUGACAAAAGUAAACAAACUCAGGAAAGAAUACAUUCUUUUUCGCUUUAUAGUAGUCGCGGGAUGAAUUCAUAGCGUUGCUGUUGCUAAAAAACUCGAGACUUGCGUUUCAAACACUACAACCUCGUGGCAGUUUAAAGAUGAAGAAGCAUUAGAGUCCGGGGAGCAUAAUUUGCAUGAUGCACUUAUCGAUACGUAUAAAUCGGGUAUAGAGACACACUUUAUUUUUCUUAGAUGUCAUCAUUAACAUUCAAUUUCAUAAUUUGAUCUGUUUUUCCGUUUGUUGUUAUCUGGUGUGCAAAACCUGGUUUAUAAUAUUUCCUUUUUGUUCUGUUCUCUGCUC
This is a messenger RNA of Cynara cardunculus var. scolymus (artichoke), 1179 nucleotides long. RefSeq names its product protein SYS1 homolog. Gene Ontology annotation, cellular component: trans-Golgi network; Golgi membrane. The record is from RefSeq and is a predicted model, not a curated record. Lineage: Eukaryota; Viridiplantae; Streptophyta; Magnoliopsida; Asterales; Asteraceae. The transcript is spliced from 3 exons. Gene Ontology annotation, biological process: Golgi to endosome transport; Golgi to plasma membrane protein transport; protein localization to Golgi apparatus. The coding region runs from base 383 to 841 and encodes 152 amino acids.